AUGCGGACGACAGACAAGUACGUACAGUGCGAAAUGCGGAUCCGCCCGAAGCCCGUGGCUCGGGGACUCGAACCCAAACAAGGGAAAGAGCGGGGCUCCGAGUCAAUCGCCCUGCUCCUUCUCAACUUGCUGCUGUCCCAUUCCAAGUUUCCAACCGGCAGCUGCCCCGCUUGCACAUGGAAGGACACUCGGUACGUACUCCAGCACUCCAGUGUCUCCGGACCUCCUAUGCAUCUUCCAAGUUCCAAUCGCAGCUCUGACACGCCCUUCAUUUUAUCACCGACAAAUCAUGGCCUCACAUGUUCGACGACCAUCUCCCAUGGCCCAUCAGUCCUUGAUCAGCAACAGCCUCCCAUCAAUACGAGACCAUAUGAUCUGAGUCAACCUGAACCAGUUGCUCCAGACGACCUCCGCACUCAUCCGUUCCCUUUCCGUCGCCCCAAAUCAUGCACAUUCCGCAUUUCAGCAGACAAUGAGACGAUGAAAUCUCAUCGUACAUCGGCCGAAACCAUCGUCAUCCUCAUCGCCAGCGAGCCAAGUGUGCAAGGCACCAGGGGGAAGUGGGCAUUGUCCAGUCCUUGGAGAUUUCGAAAAGCCCUCGUUAUUGAGAAAGAAUCGAUCGAAACCGUACGCCCUGCAUCUGCACCUCUGUUAAACGGUUGGGCAGCUUUCCAUCGACCAGCAACUGGAAACCCCGUCCUGGACCCUGAUUCAGCCCCUGGCCCGUCGGUCAUCCCUGCGGCGAGCAUCCCGUUGCCGUUGCCGGGGCUUUCAACGCCCAAAACCUCUCAGUCCUACCCUCUGGCCCCUGGCAGUCACGCACGACGCAAGACCCCGAAGGACCCCGAUCGGUCACCCGGGUCGGCCAUGCCACUACAUCGAGCCUCGAACAUCUGCACGCCAAAACAAUCAAAAAACCGUUGCAAAAAAAGAACCUUCUGGCACAAUCUGUCAAAUGCCCGCAGGAUCGCUGCCUUGACGCCGUUUACACGCCAUCCGGACCGACAUAACCACGCCCUGGGCCCUGCGACCACGGAGUGCAGAGUCUCAGCUUUGUUCGGAUACAGAUUGUGGACAGCGAGUGUGGGCAAUAUUCACGUCACGACGUACGACUCAGUCGUCCCCGUUCUGCAUGACACCGAAUUUCCAUCUCCAAGGACCAUAGCAUCCAAAGCAGGUUAA
Molecule: messenger RNA, 1182 nt
Organism: Colletotrichum lupini
Lineage: Eukaryota; Fungi; Ascomycota; Sordariomycetes; Glomerellales; Glomerellaceae
Exons: 7
Coding region: 1-1182 (393 amino acids)
Source: RefSeq, a predicted model, not a curated record